UGCCGUCUCUAGUUAAAAUUAAAGAAAUACACGACAAAAAUGACUUGCAAAACCUAAAAAUUUCUAAACACAAUAUUACUUUCCAAAGGAAUAAUAUUUUAUCUGUUUUGUCUUUCUAUUUAGAAUUGGGAAAAAAAAAUAGAGAAAAAUCAAUUCUUUAUUAAUAAAGAAAAAAAAUAAUCUAUUUGACUUUGUAAAUUUUCAGUUUAUAAUUUAUCUUAAUUUACGAAGUGAUUAUGCAAGCAAAAAAAUGGGAAAGAAAGGCAUUCUAAAGCAAGAAAAAUACUCUAAAACGAGAAAGGCUGUUAAAUAACAGCAAAAGCAAGAGAGAUGCUUAAUAAAAGCAAGAGAUAAAAGCACGAGAGAUGCUUGAAAAUGAGAGGCAUUCUGAGGCAAGAGAAAUGCUUGAAAAGGCGAAUCGAUAUUGAUUCAAUCCAAUGUUUAUUACAAAGUUUAAAAUUACAAAAAGAUUAUAUGAAACAUACAUAAAAGAAUUUAAAUUUUACAGGGGAUUACCUUAGCUUUUGGAGUAUCUAGAUUCUUCUAGAAACCUCGGUACUUUGGGUCUGUUAGGGUUUGGUGCCCCCACACUUGGACCUAGUUCGUUUUGGGCCCUUCUAGAGGCAUUUUCUUUGGUAUGGGGAGUCUGUGUGGGUGGGCCGUGUGUCUGUUGCAAGGCGUUAUCAUCGAUCUUCCCGAAACCCUUGCAAAACCUAGGAAAACCUUAACAUAACAUCAUAUUCCAAAGGAAGGUGUUUUGUUUGUCUUGUCGUUUUAUUCAAAACCGAGAAAAAAAAGCAAUGCUUUAUUAAUGGGGAUUUACAGAUAUCUGCAAACUCUAAUCACAAAAAACUCUAGAAAAACCCGAACUUUUUUUACCGUUGCAUCAACAAAUUCAACGACUUAUGUAAUCCCACCUCUAUCCUCUCCUCUCUUUCACAGUCGAGUCUCACCUUCUGCUCCCUCUAUUUCCAAAUGGAUCGCUCCUUUGAAUGGCCCUCUCUUCCUCUCUUCUCCUCCUUGGAAACUCUCUCAAUCCGCCACUCCGCUUUGGGGAAACGUCGCCGUUUUAAGAAAAGUUCAAGCUUUAAAUCUUGACUUGAUUAGAGGCAGUGGAGCUAAGUUUCCAGUGAAGCUACAAUUCGGGUCGGUCCUAUCAGACCCGAGAGUCUCGGUUCGGGUGGAAACCAGCAAGGAAGGGACUAAGGAGUGGGAAGCUGUGUUGGAAAGUUUUCUGAAUUUGCCCAAUUUACUUUCAAUGAGUCGAUUGGUUUCUGGCCCUUUGCUUGGAUGGAUGAUUGUAAACGAAAUGUACGGUUUUGCAUUUCUGGGGUUGGCUAUGGCUGGUGCAACUGAUUGGUUGGAUGGAUAUAUAGCUAGAAAGAUGAUGAUUAAUUCAGUCGUGGGUUCUUAUCUUGAUCCUCUAGCUGACAAGGUUCUUAUCGGAUGUGUUGCUCUGUCCAUGGUACAUAACCAUCUUUUGCACCCUGGACUUGUCGGGCUUGUUGUCUUGCGAGAUGUUGCCCUUGUUAGUGGUGCAUUGUACCAGAGAGCUAUUAGCUUGGAUUGGCAGCGGAAAAAUUGGCUAGAUUUCUUCAAUCUUGAUGGGACUGGUCCACAGAAGAUUGAGCCUCUCUUUAUAAGCAAGGUUAACACAGUUUUCCAGCUGAUUUUAGUUACCUCAGCUCUCCUUCAACCAGAGUUUGGAACACCAGAAACUCAAUCAUGUAUCACAUACUUAAGUUGGCUAGUGGCUGCAACAACAGUUGGUUCUACCAUUGGGUAUGGAGCACAACUCGUGAGAAAGAGACCUGGGUUGAUCACAAGAAGGUCCUAGUUUGAACUUUAGUGCAACUCUUAGACAAUUGAUGAGUUGCUAUGGUUCUGGCAGCCCAUUUGUGAGCAUAGAGUACAAGCUGGAUGUAGAGUCAAAGGAGCGUAUUGAUUGCUUGUAAAUGGCCUACACGGCUAUACCUUCUUGUAAUAAAAGCAACAGAUACAAUCAACUGUCAAUGAAUACAGCAUUGGCAAAGCAUGCUAUUUAGCAUAGAAUAAUUUAAAACUUGUAAAAUUUUGUCAUUGAUGUUUAACCUCUCUUUAAGAAAUUAUAGUGAUUUCUGCCAUGUCCCAGUCUCUAAAUGCAUCCGUUUCCAUUUUCGCUUCACUCGAGCAACACUUAUUGGUAGGGGUGAUUCAAUAACUGAAUCGAUCAGUUCUGA
Messenger RNA from Durio zibethinus, 2219 nucleotides. Its product is annotated as cardiolipin synthase (CMP-forming)-like. The record is from RefSeq and is a predicted model, not a curated record. Gene Ontology annotation, cellular component: membrane; mitochondrion. Gene Ontology annotation, biological process: cardiolipin biosynthetic process. NCBI's taxonomy places the organism in Eukaryota, Viridiplantae, Streptophyta, Magnoliopsida, Malvales, Malvaceae. Gene Ontology annotation, molecular function: cardiolipin synthase (CMP-forming) activity.